Messenger RNA from Ceratina calcarata, 1014 nucleotides. RefSeq lists its product as uncharacterized. The annotation marks the transcript as partial. The transcript has 2 exons. The record is from RefSeq and is a predicted model, not a curated record. NCBI's taxonomy places the organism in Eukaryota, Metazoa, Arthropoda, Insecta, Hymenoptera, Apidae.
ACGAGUCACUGUUCCCAGGACGACUUAGCGUUGCUCAGAGGUCCAUCGAUGGUACCGUCCGUGCUGAAGGAGAACGUCAGGACGUUCUGGUUCCGGCAGCCGAGGGACCAGCCGGUUCAGUAUGGCAUCGGGAACUGCGGCAAACAGUGUCCCCCUUGCGUGGAUCUGAUCUGCAAGGGUCUUCCAUCCAAGUGCCUCCAAUUCGAGGGGAAAAAGACGAAGACGAAGAGGAAGAGGAAACUCUUGAGCUCCAGGAAGCAGGAGUUCUGGGACGCAAAGCCGAACAACUGCAAGAAGGAGAAAAUACCGGAGAAACCAAAGUUGACUUUGUGGGAGUCGCUGUUCGGGCCGUGCCCUCAGAGAUCCUGGCCCGAUCCUUGUACCUGCAGGCUGGCCUACCGAGAGAGGAAGAAGCUGAGACAUCACGAUCCAAGACUGCGCGAUCCCCGAUACCAAAUCACUGCCGGUGACGUUCUGUUGUAUACCGAACAGGUGAAACGCACGAGAUCUGGAGAGUGCGCGGAACCCCAGCCGAAACCUCCCCCAUCGUUCAAAGUCCCAAAAGCUGUUCUCUUCAGUAUGAUGAGCGAUAGUUCCGAAAGCGUGAGUCAAAUCGCCUGGCAGAAUCGCAUGACCCUUACUCAAGGACCGUGCGAAAGCGACCCGUGCGAGCGACCACGGCCGUACAAACGUCCGUACGAAGAACUGAGGCCGCCAGAGAACAGGAGGAAGCAAGUGAAUCUAAAAGCAGGCAUCGCGGCGGACGACGUACCUCUACCGAUGAACAGAAACGCAUACUACUUCGACGCUCUCCCUCCGCGGAAAUCUGCGAGGACCUACGACUUAUUGAAAGACCUCGAAUCGCAACAAGGCGAGAAGCGAAAAGCCGAGGAAAAGCCCGCCUCGGAGAUGCAAACGCUGAAGCGUUCUAGGAUAGAACAGUUAAAGAUUUUGAUUACUCAGAAGAAUCCUUCCCACUGCAAAUCGUCCUCUCUUUUUGACCGUCAAAAUUGA